UAAUCAGCAAAUCAUGGAAAUGAUAUUCUUUGGUUAGGAAAGAGACUGUAUAUUUCUGGAAACUUUUGUGUUCUAUAUUGAAAGUCGUUUGAAAUUUAAAAGGUGCAUGAGAUGUGUUUCUAAAAUUGGUGAAAUAAUUGUGUCAUAGUGAGAAAGUUUGAUUUCGCUGAUAUGUCAGAAAAUAGAGAAGAAAUUUUAGCAGAUUUUCAGGCCUGCACUGGUAUCGAAGACAUUGGCGCGGCCUUCACACUUUUAGAUGAGGCCAAGUGGGAUUUACUGGCGGCGAUAAAUCGUGUAAUGCCGCAAGACACUCAGACAUUGCCAUCGGAGGUCGGUCCAGACAUCGAAAUGAUAGAGGAGAUUCGAAGGCCCACCUUAGUGAAUGGACAGGCAUCUGUUGUCAUCAGUCCAGACUUCAUAGAGGUACCAUCAACAUCCCACGGUUCUGUAUCCCGGCGGCUUACCUUUCACGUGAACUAUAAUGAUGGGGUGGUUGAGCUUACACUGCCCGAGACCUCCACAGUCAGAGACCUAAAGACAAUGGUGUUCAGCAAAUUUGGAGUGCCUGGGUGUAGUCAGACACUGACUGGAUGGUAUAAGACUCCAAAUAGUGAUCAAACCAAACUGAGCUCACUCAAGUUGCCCCGAGAGAACCUCCUGUUUCUUACUGUCCUGGACACAGAAAACAAUGGGAUGGACAGUGUCAGGGCAGAGGACCUGCUGACUCGCACAUACACAUUGAAUGUGUUCGAUGAGACCAAGUGCAAGGAUUACAGCCUCAAGUAUCCCGGAUCUAAAACAGUAGAGGAGGUGAAGGCAGACGUAUACAACCUGACCGACAUCGCAGUCCGCCACCAGGUGUGGUCAGGCUGGCCCACCACACUGCGAGACGACACCACCACUCUGGCUGCAGCUAGGCUCAACCACCCCCACCACAGUCUUAGUGUCAAACGAAACCCGACCAAGGAGUAUAAGAGAAUAGUUGUUGACUUGGCUGACAGUGACAGUUCGGUGGAAGAGUUUGAAGAUGCAUCUGAAUCUUUUACCGGAGAAGAUGAAAUGUUUGUUGAAGACAUGGGCUCAAAAAAACUACAACCAUUAAUUCCAGACAACGUAGAAGAUGAGACUGCAGGCUGUAUACAUUUCGCAGAUGAGUUUACGAAUCGUUACGGUGCAAUGCAUCCUGAUUUCUUCCCCGGCACCCUUGAAGAUGCUAUCAAAGAAGCCUGUCACAAGCCUGCCAGUGAACGAAGACUUCUUGCCGUGUACCUACAUCACGAUGCCAGCGUAUUGACCAACGUCUUCUGUACACAACUCUUGUGUUUUGAUUCAGUUCUACAGCUUUUAGCCACCAACUUUGUCGUCUGGGGCUGGGAUCUUACAUACGAAUCAAACAGACAAAAGUUCCUAGCCUCCCUGACACGUAGUCUGGGGACCAUGGCAGCCGUUACAGUCAGGAAUGUGGAAGUGGAGAGGUUGCCAGCCCUGCUGCUCAUCAUGCGGAUGCGUUCCAGCACAGAGAUAUUCACAGCUGUACAUGGAAAUGUUGGAGUAAACGAUCUGUUGACAAGUCUGAUUCAAACCGUGGACAUGUUUACUGAGCAACAGAAACAGGAGGUCAGAGAGGAGCAAGAGAGGAACGCCAGGGAGAUGAUAAAGUUUGAACAGGACAAAGCUUAUCAGGCUUCACUAGAAAUAGACAGGGCAAAGGAGGAAGCAAAGAAGCACCAAGAAAUGAUAGAAACACAAGAAAAACUAAGAAUAGAAACUGAAAAACAAGAGGAAGAAGCCAAAAAAGAAGCUGAAAGGAUUGCCUUAGAAUCAGAACUACCAGAUGAGCCAAGUGAGAACUCGAGUUUGAGUAUAACGAAGAUACGUUUCCGACAGCCCAAUGGCGAGUUUUUAGAGAGGAGAUUUCUAGCCACUAGUAGACUUCAGGUGUUACUCAACUAUUUGGUGGUCCAAGGCUACCACACAGAAGACUACAAAGUGAUCUCCAGUUGGCCAAGGAGGGAUUUAACCACAUUAAAUGUGAACUCAACCCUGCAACAGCUCAACCUUUGUCCUCAAGAGACUCUCAUUCUGGAGGAGCGGUAAGACUGUUGACCUCAGCGACAGAACCAAUGGAUUCACAAUGGCUGUGUUACAUUUACUAAACCACUUCUAAAGCGACAUUUUCUAUUUUUUCUGAUCAGUGUUAAUGACCCUGGACUUGAACAUUAUACCAGUUAUGAUUUCAUUACAAAUGGUUUGUAUUUAUUUGUAAUCUCUUUUUAAUUUAAUUUCAUGAAAGUGAAUCAGUGUAAAAUAGAUGCUGUAUUGCUUCGUCACCUCACCUUUUGUACUAAGAUAAUACUGAGCUGAUGUCUUAAUGUACAUAAAUUAUUUACAAAUAAAGGUUUUCAAUAAUUCUA
Messenger RNA from Homalodisca vitripennis (glassy-winged sharpshooter), 2414 nucleotides. RefSeq names its product FAS-associated factor 1 (gene casp). Gene Ontology annotation, molecular function: ubiquitin binding. The record is from RefSeq and is a predicted model, not a curated record. The transcript is spliced from 14 exons. NCBI's taxonomy places the organism in Eukaryota, Metazoa, Arthropoda, Insecta, Hemiptera, Cicadellidae. Bases 172 to 2097 code for a protein of 641 amino acids. Gene Ontology annotation, cellular component: endoplasmic reticulum; nucleus.